AUGGAAGGUGGUGGUGGAAAACGACGACUGGGAUGUCGGCCCAUAAACCCUAAGCUCAUCAAUCAACUCAUUCAAACCCUCGUACGACGACCCACCCUCCCCAAUCGCCCUCUUAGCCAUCUCCCUCAAUCCCUCGGCCCGCUGCCUCAUCUCGUCGUCCACCAUUACUUUUUGCACCGCCGCCCUCACCGCCUCCCGCCCGACCCCCUCGAUCCCCACCCUCUCCCACUUCUUGCUCCCCACCGGUACCCCCACCCGAAGCACCUCACUCACCAGCUUCUCGUUAUAAAACUGCUCCGCAAACGCCGGCCACGUCACCAUCGGCACCCCCGUGCACACCCCUUCCAAAAUCGAUGCGUCACAAACCCCACCACGGCCUCGUGCCCCAAAAUCGCCAUCUGCGGGGCCCACCCCCUUAUCACGAGCCCUCUCCCUCUCGUCCGCUCCUCAAACCCUUCCGGCAACGGAUCAUCAUUUCCCUCGUGCCUAACCGCCCACACGAAGCCGUGGCCCGACGACUCGAGCCCCGCGGCGAUCUCGCGCAGCUGUCCCCGCGCGAACGUGACCAUGCUCCCGAAGCACAGGUACACGACCGAGUUCGACUUCUUCGAGUCUAGCCACGCGAGGCAAUCGCGCUCGUCGAUGUCCGACUCUUUCCCCCUCCGCGACUCGUCGUUAUUAUUGCAUAGUAGGAGAAGCGGGCCCACGUGCCAAGCCUUCAACCCGAGCACGUUCUUGUAG
Striga asiatica is the source of this 741-nucleotide messenger RNA. The record is from the annotation of a GenBank genome assembly. Lineage: Eukaryota; Viridiplantae; Streptophyta; Magnoliopsida; Lamiales; Orobanchaceae.